AUGACUUCCUCGCCGUGCUCCUGGCUGCUGCUCCUGGUCGCCCUCUGCCAUCUGACCAUCCCGCUGGCGGGUCAGCACCAUGCUGUGAAUAAAUGCCCCGUCGUGUGCAACAAGAUGACGUCAAGGAUCAUGCUGGCCAAACUCAUCAGCUAUGAGCGCAACCGACCGUCCUGCGGCAGGCCGGCCAUCAUCUUGAGAACCAAACAGCAUAGAGUCUUCUGUGCUGACCCGGCUGAGAAGUGGGUGCAGGAAGUCAUGGAGCAAUUGGACCGCAGGGCAACUGCUCUGACCCCAAAUAGUGGCAAGUUUGAGAAGCAAAUCGGCGUGGGUGAGCCCAGGACAACUCCAGGCACCGAAGGAACGGACCAGCAUGCUGUGACAGAGCCCAGGGCUACAGGGGAGAGCGGUGUGGAGCUGACGUCUCCUUCCCAGGAGGCACAGAGGGCCCUGGGGACUUCCCCUGAGCUGCCAACCGGAGUGGCUGUGUCUUCAGAGACCAGGUCCCCCUCAGCUUCAAAGACUGAGGAUGCGGGCCCCCCAGCUGGGCCCGGAGGUACUGAGGUUUUCAAUGUGGCUACAGUCUCCACCAUGAUCUCUACCAUGAUCACCUGGCCCAGUUCUGCCACCUACCAAGCUGGGCCAGGCCUCUGGGCCCCCUCCACUGAGGCCCCCUCAACUGAGGUCCCCUCCACAGAGGCCCCCUCCACCAAGGCCCCCAUCAUUUCACAUUCAGCCACAGAGGACCACAUGGGGCCUGAAGGGGACAAGGGCCGAAGUCUGGAGCCAGAGAACUCUCCAGAAUCUGUCCCAGUUCACACAGAUGCUUUCCUGGACUGGGGACCCGGCAGCCUGGCCCAUGCUUCUGUGAACCCCCUAUCCUUUGAAGGAGCUCUCAGCAGGGAGUCUGGGGCUGAAGGCAGCUGGGCCCCCAAGGCCACAGAGGCCAUUCAUGCCACCAGAGACCCCCAGAGCCUGAGUGUCUUCAUCACUCCUGUGCCUGACGCCCAGGCGGCCACGCGGAGGCAGGCAGUGGGCCUCCUGGCCUUCCUCGGCCUCCUCUUCUGCCUGGGGGUGGUCAUGUUCACCUAUCAGAGCUUCCAGGGCUGCUCCCGCAAGGUGGCAGGGGAGAUGGUGGAAGGGCUACGCUACGUCCCCCGGAGCUGUGGCACUAACUCGUAUGUGCUGGUGCCAGUGUGA
Elephantulus edwardii (Cape elephant shrew) is the source of this 1197-nucleotide messenger RNA. RefSeq names its product chemokine (C-X3-C motif) ligand 1 (gene CX3CL1). Bases 1 to 1197 code for a protein of 398 amino acids. Gene Ontology annotation, cellular component: extracellular region. Lineage: Eukaryota; Metazoa; Chordata; Mammalia; Macroscelidea; Macroscelididae. The transcript has 4 exons. The record is from RefSeq and is a predicted model, not a curated record. Gene Ontology annotation, molecular function: chemokine activity; CCR chemokine receptor binding. Gene Ontology annotation, biological process: lymphocyte chemotaxis; positive regulation of GTPase activity; cellular response to interleukin-1.